Messenger RNA from Ochotona princeps (American pika), 3037 nucleotides. RefSeq names its product SMAD family member 3 (gene SMAD3). Gene Ontology annotation, biological process: regulation of transcription by RNA polymerase II; SMAD protein signal transduction; anatomical structure morphogenesis. The transcript is spliced from 9 exons. Gene Ontology annotation, molecular function: RNA polymerase II cis-regulatory region sequence-specific DNA binding; DNA-binding transcription factor activity, RNA polymerase II-specific; I-SMAD binding. NCBI's taxonomy places the organism in Eukaryota, Metazoa, Chordata, Mammalia, Lagomorpha, Ochotonidae. The record is from RefSeq and is a predicted model, not a curated record. Gene Ontology annotation, cellular component: heteromeric SMAD protein complex. The coding region runs from base 591 to 1868 and encodes 425 amino acids.
GAGCGGGCGGGAGCGCGGCGCACGCCCCGGGCCGGCCCAGCGAGCCAGCGAACGAACGAACGAGGGAGCGAGCGCGCCGGGAGAAGGAGGAGGAGGAGAAGGAGCAGAAGGGGGAGUCGGGGAGGCGAGGCCGUAGAGGCGGAGGGAUCUGCGCAUCAAAGCGAGUGAGGCAAGCAAAGUUUGGCUGGGGGUUGGACUUUCCUUCCCGGAGGCGGCACCCAAACAGCUACCCCGUGCGGAAACCCAAACUUUCUGUUGCCACUGCGAGCCUCGCGGCCUCCGCCUCCACCCCACGCCCGGGGCCUUCCCCGAUCCAGCGCCACUGCCGCCCGCCUAGCUCGUCCGCCGGAUCGCCCUACUCCAGUCCGUGAGAGCCGCUCAGCGCGCAGAGGCCGCGCGUCCAGCCCGCAGGCUGCAGCGCCGCGGCCUGGCGCCCGGCGCCCGGGGGCAAGUUGGCCCGGAGUUGAGGCAAAGUUUGGGGCGGCCGCAGCCGGCUCCGCUCGAGCUCCCGGCUUUGCGCCCCCGGUGUCCCGCCGAGUCUUGCCCCCCCGGGGGGGCGCCUCCUCGCCGCCCGCGUACCCUCCCCAGCCAUGUCGUCCAUCCUGCCUUUCACCCCGCCGAUCGUAAAACGUCUACUGGGCUGGAAGAAGGGCGAACAGAAUGGGCAGGAGGAGAAGUGGUGCGAGAAGGCGGUCAAGAGCUUGGUCAAGAAGCUGAAGAAGACGGGGCAACUAGACGAGCUGGAGAAGGCCAUCACCACGCAGAACGUCAACACCAAGUGCAUCACCAUCCCCAGGUCCCUGGAUGGCCGGCUACAGGUGUCCCAUCGGAAAGGGCUGCCCCAUGUCAUCUACUGCCGCCUGUGGCGAUGGCCAGAUCUGCACAGCCACCAUGAACUGCGGGCCAUGGAGCUGUGUGAGUUUGCCUUUAACAUGAAGAAGGACGAAGUCUGCGUGAAUCCCUACCACUAUCAGAGAGUGGAGACACCAGUUCUACCUCCCGUGCUGGUGCCUCGCCACGCUGAGAUCCCGGCCGAGUUCCCUCCGCUGGAUGACUACAGCCAUUCCAUCCCCGAGAACACCAACUUCCCUGCAGGCAUAGAGCCCCAGAGCAAUAUUCCAGAGACCCCGCCCCCUGGCUACCUGAGUGAAGAUGGAGAGACCAGUGACCACCAGAUGAACCACAGCAUGGACGCAGGUUCUCCAAACCUGUCCCCGAAUCCGAUGUCCCCAGCGCACAAUAACUUGGACCUGCAGCCCGUCACCUACUGCGAGCCAGCCUUCUGGUGCUCCAUCUCCUACUACGAGCUGAACCAGCGUGUCGGGGAGACGUUCCACGCCUCGCAGCCCUCCAUGACCGUGGAUGGUUUCACUGACCCUUCCAACUCAGAGCGUUUCUGCCUGGGGCUGCUGUCCAAUGUGAACCGGAAUGCGGCGGUGGAGCUCACACGGAGGCACAUUGGGCGGGGUGUGCGGCUCUACUACAUUGGUGGGGAGGUCUUCGCCGAGUGCCUGAGUGACAGCGCCAUCUUCGUCCAGUCUCCCAACUGUAACCAGCGCUAUGGCUGGCACCCGGCUACUGUCUGCAAGAUCCCACCAGGGUGCAACCUGAAGAUUUUCAACAACCAGGAGUUUGCCGCCCUCCUGGCUCAGUCGGUCAACCAGGGCUUCGAGGCUGUCUACCAGCUGACCCGUAUGUGCACCAUUCGCAUGAGUUUUGUCAAGGGCUGGGGAGCCGAGUACAGGAGACAGACCGUGACCAGCACUCCCUGCUGGAUCGAGCUGCACCUGAAUGGGCCUCUGCAGUGGCUGGACAAGGUCCUAACCCAGAUGGGCUCCCCCAGCAUCCGCUGCUCCAGUGUGUCCUAGAGACGCUGGGGCAAGGGGAGGGGAAGGGGUUGCGCCGGGACAGUGCCCGUGCAGAGGUCAAGAAAAAUCAGAACUCUGAUCCAUCCGUCGAUUGUUGUCAAGGACGGACUUUUUGGUCUUCAGGUGGUACCAGCCUGUUUCCCGAAAUAUAGAGAUGAGCUGAGGUGACCUGCUCAUGAAUAAGUGCCAUUGUGUCCACUGAACUCACUGCCCUGCGGCCUGGCUUGAAGGAUGAGGCUGGCUUCUGCUUGGGCAGGGGAGGGGGGCAUUGAGUAUGUAGGUGGCUUUUUGCCACCUGCCCAGCCCCUGCCACCUUCUUUUCUUCAUGACAGUGAUGUGGGAUGUCACAGUUCAGCAGGAAGUGCUCCUCAGAAGAGUGUGGCUAGGAAGGGGGCAAAGCCUUGGGGUGAGGAGGUGGUGUGAGACAUGGGCAGGCUGUCUGCCUCUUCCUCAGUGCUCUAGAUCAACUGGGCUCUCCCAGCUGGGCACCCCCAUCCUGCAGACCCUGUUCCUCCUAAGCAGGGCUGAUCUGAGAUUGGAGAGGGGGCUUGUCCAGCUCCCUCAGCUCUCAGGAUGAUGGGUCGUGUGCUUAAUAAUACCGCACACACGAUGGUGGGCCAAGUUGGGGAAUGACACCUCCUCUCUGAAGAAAUUCUCUUCCAUGCGUCCUUUUUCACUUGGAAAAGCUGGAAGGAUCUACUGAGGCUUGGUGCAUAUGCAAUGUAUAGUUUCUACGAUCGCAUUAAUCUCAACGAGAUGUGAAUGACGUCAAGUGUGUGGAGCAGGCGAUGUGGGGGUUGAGACGGCCCUUCCCUGUGUCUGCCGUCGUCAGGAACAGAGUGUGUGCUGUGUCCUGAUGCACACAGCUGCAUUGGUCCAUGCAAUCCAUCGCAUUGAUUUGACCCACUUUAUUGUGUGCCCUUUGAAAUGUGUUUCAUAUUAAGAAAAAUAAAACAAGAAACCAUGGGGGUUUCUAGGUCCCAACAAAUGCUGUCCCAAGAAGCGUUUCCAGGCCCAAUAGAGGAGGCACCUGUCUGCAUUUCUGGAAGCUGACAUUUGCAAGAGCAAACGCACCGAAGCAGGAGGUGAGGGGGAACAUCUUGGACCAACACAGACCAAGGCAAAGGGCUGUUAGAGUUGCUUCACGCUACCGGGGACUGCAGGUUCCU